Messenger RNA from Megachile rotundata (alfalfa leafcutting bee), 16985 nucleotides. RefSeq names its product low-density lipoprotein receptor-related protein megalin (gene mgl). Gene Ontology annotation, biological process: receptor-mediated endocytosis. The record is from RefSeq and is a predicted model, not a curated record. Gene Ontology annotation, molecular function: calcium ion binding; hormone binding; protein binding. Gene Ontology annotation, cellular component: signaling receptor complex; apical plasma membrane; plasma membrane. NCBI's taxonomy places the organism in Eukaryota, Metazoa, Arthropoda, Insecta, Hymenoptera, Megachilidae.
AUCGGUACAUGCAUACGUACAGAACAGGUGAUACAACUGAUGUCUCGUGAUUCGUACCAUCGAAUCUUACGUUUUUAACAAUUUGCAAUCGUCACUGAUAAAGGUUGCAUUCAUCGAUGAAAACCGAUUUCAAUAAAAUCGAAAUCAUGACAAGCUACAGAUAAAAUCAUUUUCGAAAGGUCCUCCACGUACCUAUUAACUCCUUUAAUUCGGACAAAGAAUGGCAUUUCCACCGUUGGUGAGUUCUACGCCUCCACCUUUGGAUAAUUUUGGAGAUUCCGAAGAAGACGAAUUUGGAGAUUUUACAACGGGAGGCAUAGAUGGACUAUCCAUGUCGUCUGAAUCGCCGCAGAAACCCAUUACACCCAUUCAAACACCGUUAACAUCUCAGAAUCCUUCGCCGAAAGUAAACGGUGUUAUAGAUAUUGUUGAUAAUAUUCGAUCGAGUAUUCCUGCGAAACCGGCAGUUCUAGAAGAUUUUUUAAUACUCGAGAAGAUAGAUGACACCAUAAGCGAUAUUAAAUUGAAAGCGGAGGUUGAAAAUAUCUAUGAAUCGCACCAUAAAAAAAAUAAUUCGGAAAACGCGAACAGCAAUUGUAGCGAAGACAGUACGGAGAAAGGUGUUUUCGGUGGUGUUAAUUUAACUAGCGAAAGCAGUAGCUUCGGAGGGAGCGAACAAGAAACAUCUCCUAACAAUUUAGAAGAUAUAGAACCGUUAAGUUUAGAUCUAGGAGAUCCAGCUGCGGCUCCUGAUACGGUGCAGUCGAUAGACGAUGAUUUUUAUGACUAUGAGCAAUUUGAGGAUUCUCAGAAUUGGGUUUCCAGCAAUGACGAAUCUACAGGUGUUUCCAAUAUGGGUUACUAUAAAACAGAAACUGAAGAUAUUUCAAAUAAUUUGAAUGCUUCGAGUAAGGAUAUCGAUAUAGACGAUAAGAAGGAUGUAAAUUUCACAUUUGAACAUUCGAUUCAAGAAUCAAAUUUAGAAAGUCAAUGUACAGAAAAUGAAGACGUGCCUAACAAAGAAAAUGAUUUUGAAUUUAAGGUGAACGAUUUGAAAUUCACAAGUACAGAGAAUUCAGUUUUUCAUGAUUCCGAUAAUGAAACUUUUUUAAACGCCAGCGAAUCGAGCAAUGAGUUUUUAUCUAUGCAUCAAGCGAAAAAUGAAGUCGAGGAGGCCAUUUGUCAGUCUGUCGGAAGUGAAAAUAAUACAGUCGAACAUAAUUUUUUAUCUUCCGGUCCCAUAACGAACAUUUCCGGUUGUUCCAGCGAAGAGUUCGGUGAUUUUAAGUAUGAUCCUAUGUUCGGAACUUCAACUAAAGCUUUCCAGCCAGAAUUUUCAAACCGUUCUUUAGACACGGGCGAAGAAAAGAAAGAAGCGUUGGACGAAGACGACGAUUUCGGUGAUUUUGCAAAUUUCGCGGAUCAAAUGCAAUUUAACGAAGUCGAUGAAACAAGUGUACCUGAUAAAGAUAACGACGACGACGAUUUUGGCGAUUUCAAUGAUUUCGAGUCAGCUCUUGAACCACCUGCGGUGGAACAACAACAGUUUAAUCUGAAAGAAUCCAUUUGUCGGAUAGAAAAUAAGAAUGCUGCUAAUAAAAUAGAAGACAUAAUAACCACAAUGUUUUCAUUGGAUGUAAACCAAUGCGAGAUUCAAGUGGAAACACUGAUAGAUGAAACGGAUAAAGUAUGGAAAAGCGUAAAAAAUGUUGAAGAAACGAACGCUUUGACGUAUCAAUGGGCAAACAGUACCAGCAAUAAAAUGCUAUUAAAUUCUCUUGGCAUUGAUUCUCGCAAUAUUUUAUUUGGUCCGAGGUGGAAUCCAAAUGUUCCCAGAUUUGCUGCGAAUCUUGGUUUCACGCCGUUGGAACCGAUUAAAGCUACAACCGAUAAUCAAUCCGUCACUAUUUCGAAUGUUAAUAAAACUCAAAGUUCAACCAAUUCAGAAGAAGUGCCUGCUGCUCAAUUUGAUUGGAAUAGUUCUGGGCUUGUUAAUCCUUUAGAAGCUACCGAUGGUAGCGGAUGCGGUCCCAAUAGCUACAAAUGUCUCGAUGGCACCUGUAUACCGGCUACUUUAGUGUGUAACUAUCAGAAAGAUUGCGAAACUGCGGAAGAUGAAUUUCAAUCUUGUCCACCACCUGACUGCGAGGCUGGGCAGAUCACCUGUGGCCAAUAUAUUUUUAACAAGACUUAUUGUAUACCGCCUCAUCAGAGGUGUGACAUGACCGUUGAUUGCGUCGACGGAACCGAUGAAGCCGGUUGUAAUUACAGGAAAUGUCAGCCGGACGACUUCCGGUGUGGUGGCACAACACCGGAGCUUUGUAUCCCAAAGGAGAAGAAGUGCAACGGGUACCUAGACUGUAGAAACGGUCGGGACGAAGAAAAAUGCGCUAUUAAUAUGAGACCGGCUUGUCGUUUGGAUCAAUUCAGAUGUAAUUCCACGCAACGUUGUAUAGACCAAUCAGCCAGGUGUAAUUAUAAGGAUGACUGCGAGGAUAAUAGCGACGAGGAGAACUGCAACUUUCAGCCAUGCGCGAUCAAUCAAUUUCGCUGCGCGAACGCGCUUUGUAUACCAAAGUCGUAUCAUUGCGACGGAUACAAGGAUUGUCAUGACGGUUCCGACGAGAAGUCUUGCACGAUGACAUCCUGUCCGGGAAAUAAAUUCAUGUGUCCGAAAGGAACGGAGGACGGCAAGCCUCUUUGCAUAGACCGGUCUCAGCUUUGCGACGGGAAGCCUGACUGUGAAGACGAAACGGACGAAGGUUUUGCUUGUUCAACAAAUAUGUGUAAUACCUUACGAUGUCAUUAUAAAUGUCGAGCCUCUCCCACGGGAGGAGUGUGUUAUUGCCCUGCGGGAUGGGUUCUCGCGAACGACUCGAGAACGUGCGUUGAUCGUGACGAGUGUUCGGAGUGGGGUUUCUGCGAACAAUUAUGCGAAAAUACAGAAAGUUCGUACAUUUGCAGUUGCGCUUCGGGUUUUGUACUGCAAGGACAUAACAAAUGUCGGGCAGUGCAACAUCCCGGUGUAAAAUUGGAACUGUUAAUUGCUCAGGAACGUGCCGUUUGGAGGAUGUCAGCGAACGGCGAAGAUAGGAGCAUCAUCGCGAAUACAACCGGUGCUAGCGGAGUAGAUUAUCUCUAUUCGAGAGAUUUGCUUUUCUGGAGCGACGUAAAAACUAGGAAGGUACAUUCCGAGCCGUUGACCGGUUCCGAGGGUACCGGUUCGAACGUGGAUAUAUUUUUGGCAAGUUCAUGGGGACCUGUGGCCAUUGCCGUCGAUUGGAUAGGAGAGAAGUUGUACGUGGUAGACUCUAUAGUUCAGAAAAUCGACGUUUUCGAAUUAGACGGUAGAUACCAUGGUAUCGCGUUGGGCUCGAACUUAACGAACCCAACGGACAUCGGUCUGGACCCUACGGUGGGUUUGAUGUUCGUUGCCGAUAGUAAACAGGUAUUGAGAGCGAACAUGGACGGGACCGUAGCUUUCCCGGUUGUUUCCGAGGCAGCGUACAAAGUGUCUGGCAUUGCCGUGGACGUUAUCGCCCGAAGGAUAUUCUGGUGCGACUCUCAACUGGAUUAUAUAGAAACAGCCGAUUAUUUAGGAAGGAACAGAGUGAUGGUACUGCGAGGACCGCAUACUCCGUCGCCGACUAGAUUGACGCUAUUCGAGAACAAGAUCUAUUGGACAGACGGUACGAAGCAAGCGAUUAUGAGCGUCGACAAGACCGAGGGUGACUAUUCGAUACAGACUAUUUAUAAGAUGAGAGACGCAAAGGCUAUAAAGGCGCUGCAUCCGUUGACUCAACCAUCGGUUUCGAAUCCUUGCGGGAACAAUAAUGGCGGUUGCCAGCAUAUGUGCAUCGUUACCGCGGCCAGCGAUCAAGAGAAUAGAUUGGGUUAUCGAUGCGCUUGCGACAUAGGAUGGAGAUUGUCGAGCGAUCAAAGGAAUUGUAACUUGGUCCAGGAGUUUCUCAUGUAUUCGCAGCAAAGGUUUAUAAAAGGCAGAGUAUUGGAUCCUGUUAUGGAGGGCUUCAGCGACGCUAUUUUGCCUGUAGUUUCGAGGCGAGCCAGAUUCGUUGGAUUAGAUUACGACGCGCACGAUCAGUACAUUUAUUACAGCGACGUAUUGCAAGACGUAAUUUAUCGGAUCCAUCAAAACGGUACGGGACGAGAAAUCGUUUUGGCUAGUCAGAACGAGGGCGUGGAAGGUUUAGCGGUUGACUGGGCGGCGAAAAAUCUCUAUUACAUCGAUUCGCGAAAAGGUACAUUGAACGUGCUCAGUACACAGAACGUAACGUACCGUAGAACGUUGCUAAAGAAUCUGAAACGACCUCGAGCGAUUGUUAUUCAUCCGAAUCACGGGUACAUAUUUUUCUCGGAAUGGGAUCGACCGGCUAAUAUCAGCAGAGCCUAUACCGACGGUUCGAAUUUGAUAGUGUUCAGAAAUUUGACGCUCGGCUGGCCGAAUGGUCUAGCGAUCGAUUUCGCGAAGGAUAGACUGUAUUGGUGCGACGCUCUGUUGGAUCACGUGCAACAUUCGAACUUGAACGGCACGGAUGUCCGUACAGUUAACUCACGGCUGAUCCGACAUCCGUUUUCCAUGGCGAUUCACGAAGAUUGGAUGUACAUCACCGAUUGGCGAUUGGACGCCAUAAUACGACUACACAAAGAGACCGGGGAACAAGAGGUGGUUCUGGUACGCGAACCCGCAUCGAACAGAUUGUACGGAGUGAAGGUGUUCAGUCGCGAUAUUCAGACCUCUACACCGGAUCAUCCGUGCUCGAUCAACAACGGCGGUUGCGAUAAGCUCUGCUUCGCUGUUCCCCAGAACAAUACGAAUAGAUACGGUACCGCUCGAUUGACGCGAGUCUGCGGCUGCCCGUACGGCGAACGUAUUCAACCGGACGGGAGAUCGUGCGCGCUCGAUCCGGAAGCCGAACCACCGUUAGAGGCCUGCCCGAACAAGUUGGACUUUACCUGCGCGAAUCAGAGGUGCGUGUCGUACACGUGGGUUUGCGACGGCGAAAACGACUGUUUGGAUAACAGCGACGAACAGAAUUGUACAAAACCGACAUGCGGUCCGAACGAGUUUCAGUGCAAGUCCGGCAGAUGCGUACCGAUCAGUUUCCGGUGCGAUUCCGAGAACGAUUGCGGGGAUUACAGCGACGAGGUCGGUUGCCCGAACAUAUCCUGUAGCGCGAAUCAGUUCGCCUGCGCGAAUUUCAGGUGUAUACCGAACACGUGGAAGUGCGACUCGGAGAACGACUGCGGCGACAGUUCGGACGAAGGGGACUUUUGCGUCGCGAAAACCUGCUCGUUCUUCCAGUUCACCUGUCCGCGAUCGGGACACUGCAUUCCCCAGUCGUGGGUCUGCGACGGCGACAACGAUUGUUUCGAUCAGCAAGACGAGAUGGACUGUCCACCGGUCACCUGUCUGAGCACUCAGUUUACGUGCGCCGAUCAGAAAAUGUGCGUCCUAGAUUCGUACAAAUGCGACGGUAUAUCGGAUUGUAACGACGGUAGCGACGAGGUUGGUUGUCCUUCGUUGGCACCGGACCAGUGUAACACCGACAGACAGUUUCAAUGCGUCAGUUCGGCGAUAUGCAUACCGAAGAGUUGGUACUGCGACGGCACCGCGGACUGUCCGGACAAGUCCGACGAACCGACCCCUUGCGGGCAGGUCAGUUGUCAGCCAGGAUUUUUCAAGUGUCGCAACGAUAAGUGCGUGUUCAAGGCGUACAUCUGCGACGGGAAGGACGACUGCGGCGAUGGUUCCGACGAGGACACCGAGUUACACGCUUGCACCGCGCCCGAAUUCAAGUGCGACUCCCAGCAAUGGAAGUGUCCGAACGUUACCGACCGAUGCGUAAACGUGACGAGCGUUUGCGACGGUAAAUUCGACUGUCCGAAUGGCGCGGACGAGGGUCCGGGUUGCGACAUACCGGAAUGCAAGUAUCGAGGCGGUUACUGUAGCAACGGUUGCAUACAGACACCACUGGGGAAACAGUGUACCUGCCCCGCGGGCGAGGAGCUCGGCGCGGACGGUUACGCGUGUCAGGACGUGGACGAAUGCGAGCCACCCGGUCGUUGUUCUCAGAUCUGCGUGAACGUGAAGGGUAGCUACUAUUGUAACUGCGUGGACGGUUACAGUCUGGAGGGUGACAAGCACACGUGUAAAGCGUUCAAUCACAGCGCGGCGUUUCUUAUCAUAUCGAACAGACAUACGAUUCUCGUAGCUGAUCUACAGGAUCAGGCGUUGGAGAGGGUACCGAUUAACGUGGAGAACGUGGUCGCGACCGUCAGCAACAUGCACACGGGCACGAUAUUUUGGUCCGACAUGAAAUUGAAGAAGAUAUCGAGGCUCGACAGAGGCAGCGAUCCCGAGGACGUAAUUCUGACCGGGUUAGAUCUGGUCGAAGGUCUUGCCUACGAUUGGAUCGGUCAAAACCUCUAUUGGUUAGAUUCGAAAUUGAAUACGAUCGAAGUGGCGAGGGAGAACGGUGCCGAUAGAAUGAUCCUGGUUAAGGAGAACAUCACGCAGCCUAGAGGAAUGUGUUUGGACCCCAGCCCCGGCGCGAGAUGGUUGUUCUGGACAGACUGGGGCGAGAAUCCUCGGAUCGAGAGGAUCGGUAUGGACGGUACCAACAGGUCGACCAUCAUCAGCACCAAGAUUUACUGGCCGAACGGUUUGGCUUUGGAUAUAGCGAACAAAAGGAUAUAUUUCGCCGACAGUAAAUUGGACUUUAUCGAUACUUGCCUGUACGACGGAACGAAAAGAAUUCAGGUGUUGGCCAGUUCUCAUUACCUGUUGCAUCCGCAUUCGUUGACACUGUUCGAGGACACGAUGUACUGGACGGACAGGCAACUGAACAGAGUGUUAUCGGCUCACAAGUUUUACGGCGUGAAUCAGACGGUCGUGUCGCAUUUGAUAUCUCAGCCGUUGUCGAUACAUGUUCAUCAUCCGGUGUUGCAACCUAUUACACCGAACCCAUGCGAGAACGCCAGCUGCGGUCAUCUGUGUCUCCUCUCCCCGACGAGCCCGGAGGGAUACAGUUGCAAGUGUCAAGUAGGAUUCCGAUUGUUACCGAACGGGCAGUGCUUGGAGGAGGAAACUCCAUAUUUGAUGGUGCUGCGAGGCUCGCAGAUCGUCGACGUGUCGUUGAUACCUGGCAGUACCAACACGGGUUACAUCACGCCCGUGGUCGGUGUCGAGGGUGGUAAAUUCGUCGACUACGACAGAAAAGAACGAACGAUAUACUGGCUGCAGACGAAGGACGACGACGACGAGAACGGAACGAUUUACACGACCCCGUACAGCGGCGGUAACAGAACGGAGUUUCCUAAUCCGUCCGGCGAAAGCGGAAUCGUCGGUGCUCCGUCCGCCAUGGCGUUCGAUUGGCUCGGCAGAAAUCUCUUCAUUGGGAAUAAGUACGCUUCGAAUAUCGAGGCUAUAAAGGUCGACGGUAAGAUCAGAUAUCGUACGAUAGUGCUCGCCAACGAUGGGAACAAAAGCUCGGUCGCGAAACCGAAGGCUAUGUGCGUCGAUCCGUUGGAGGGACACAUAUUCUGGAUCGACGACGGCAGUUUCGGCAUUCCGACCAAGAUCGGCCGGGUGAACAUGGACGGUACAAAUCCUAUGAUACUUGUUAACAAAGUCGAGAGACUCGAGGCGAUCACGAUCGACAUUCCCACCAAGACGAUUUACUUCAGUUCCCUGUACCCGGCUCUCGUGAUGGCGAUAUCCACCGACGGACGUAAUCUAAGAACGAUCGUCUCCGAGAACAUAGCGUUACCGAAAGCUCUCGCCGUCCACGAGUCCCGGUUGUACCUUCUCGAUCCGCGUUACGACAAAAUCGAAAGGGUGGACUUGCCGGACGGAGGUAAUCCGACCAUCAUAAUCGACAACGACUCCGAACUGAAGACGUUAACCAUUUACAAGAAACGAGUGACCGGCGAUCAUCCGUGUUUCGUCAACAACGGCGGAUGCGAGCAAAUCUGUCUGCCCGCUUCCGGUGGGACGAGAGUGUGCGCGUGCGGCAUGGAGUAUCGGAAAGUAAGCGACACGGCUUGCGAGCCGUUCAAAAGUUUCGCCGUGGUCACGCAACUGGACGUGGCCAGAGGUUACAGUUUGAACGAUGCCAAAGAGGCGAUGGUACCUAUAUCUGGCGUCGGUCAUCACAUCCUCCACGUGGACGUUCACUACGCGGGCAACUGGAUCUACUGGGUAGAGUUCAGUCGAGAAAUAUGGAACGGCGUAUUUCGCGUUAGACCGAACGGCACCGAGCUGCAGCACAUCGUGAAACAGGGUAUCGGCUCGAACGGCAUCAGAGGUCUGGCCAUCGAUUGGGUAGCUGAAAAUCUUUAUUUCACCAACGUCUUCCCUCACGACAAUUACGUCGAGGUGUGCAAGCUGGACGGCAGCAACAGAAAAGUACUCGUUAAGAAGACGACGGAUUCGCCGAGAGAGUUGGCCGUGAAUCCCAUAAAACGAUACCUCUAUUGGAUAGAUUAUGGUCAGUACCCGAGGUUGGGUAAGGCUUACUUGGACGGUAGCAAUUGGGUGCCUAUCGUAACCUCCGGCAUCAGCACGCCUCGCGACAUAACCAUCGAUCUUGCGACGCACGACGUUUACUGGGUGGACUCGAAACAGGACACUAUUCAGAAGGUAUCGUACACGGGUGCUAAUCGGGAAAUCAUCAGGCGCAACUUGCCUAAUCCUAUGGGUGUCGCGAUUUACGGUAACGACGUCUACUGGGUGGAUAGAAAUUUGGCGACGGUAUUCAAAGCGAGCAAACGAGCGAACGUCAGUCUACCAACGACUGUCAGAUCGAAUCUGCCUAAGCUGAGGGACAUCGUGAUGUUCGAUCAGAACAGUCAGCCACCGGAUCCCGGUAAUCCUUGCUCGCGUGGCGGAAUCGCGAACUGCCAACAGCUUUGCUUCGCCAUGCCGAAGGAAAUGCCGAAGGAAAUGCCGACUUCUUUCAAGUGCGAGUGCGCCGUUGGCAAGUUAGCGGCGGACGGGAAGAGUUGCGAGAACGUCGACGAGUAUCUGGUGUUCGCGACCAGAACAGAGAUCAGGGGUAUCGGGUUGGAUCCGCGAAACACCAGCGUACCGUUCAACGCGGUCGGAAAUCUUACCAACGUGGUGGGCGUAGAUUUCGAUUAUCAGGACAAGAAGUUACUGUUCACGCAGAUCAGACCGUGGGCGAGGAUCGCCUGGAUGCAGGCGGAUAAUCCUUCCUCGUCCGAGAUCCAUACCCUGAUCAGCAAGGGUAUCAAUCCCGAAGGGAUUUCCUACGAUUGGACUCAGAAAAAGGUCUACUGGACCGAUUCUUCGAACAACAGUAUUUACGCGAUGGACAUUGACGGCUCGAAUCUCGUGAUGAUCGCCAGGGUAGACAGACCGAGAGCCAUCGUGGUGGAUCCUUGCAACGGCUCGUUGUACUUCACCGAUUGGGGUCGGUUCGGCACGUCCGGCAAGAUCUUCAGAACGACGAUGGCCGGCUCGCUGAAGAAAGCCAUUAUCGACAAGGAUCUCUCUCAGCCCAGCGGAUUGGCGAUCGACUACGAGGAUCGUAUGCUAUAUUGGACCGACGCGGUCAGAGAGAAGAUCGAACGUUCCGAGUUGGACGGUAAGAAUCGUCAGGUAUUGGUAAGCGCGACGAUAUACCCGUUCGCUAUAACCGUAUUUCGGGAACACAUUUACUGGACGGAUCUGCAGCUGAGGGGUGUCUAUCGCGCGGAAAAACAUACCGGAGCGAAUAAAGUAGAGCUGGUUAAACGAUUGGAAGACUCGCCCAGAGACUUGCAUAUUUAUUCGGCGGCUAGACAGCAGUGCAAGGUGAACCCGUGCAACAUAUCCAACGGUGGUUGCGACCAGUCAUGUCACCCGGGCAUAAACGGUUCGGCCGAAUGCAAGUGUGACGACAACAGCAGACUCGUCAACGAGGACAGGAUGUGCGUGCCGAAGAACGUCACCUGCGAUUCGAGCAAGUUCGCCUGCAGAAACGGACGGUGCAUAUCGAGGAUGUGGGCUUGCGACGGCGACGACGAUUGCGGCGACGGUUCCGACGAGGACACCAACUACUGCUCCUAUCACUCCUGUAGUCCGAACGAGUUCCGGUGCAACAACGGCCGGUGUAUCUUCAAAACUUGGAAAUGCGACUACGAGAACGAUUGCCGCGACGGCAGCGACGAGGAGGGAUGCGUCUACCCUCCCUGUGCACCCGGCGAGUUCACUUGCGCCAAUUACCGGUGCAUCCCUCAAUCUCAGGUCUGCAACGGCAUCAACGAGUGCAAGGACAACGUUACGUCCGACGAAACGCACGAGCGCUGCCCCAGGAACACCACCUGUCCACCUAACCACCUCAAGUGCGAGAAGACCAACAUAUGCGUCGAGCCCUACUGGCUGUGCGACGGCGACAACGAUUGCGGAGAUAACAGCGACGAGAAUCCGUUGUAUUGCGCGCUGAGAACCUGCCCGCAGAGCAGUUUCAGAUGCCCGAAUCACAGAUGCAUCCCUGCUACCUGGUAUUGCGACGGGGACGACGAUUGUUUGGACGGUAGCGACGAACCGCCUGGCUACUGUCAAUCGGAGGGUCGAACUUGCUUCGGUGACCUGUUCACCUGCGACAACGGCAACUGUAUACCCAGGAUAUAUAUUUGCGACGGGGACAACGACUGUUUGGACCAUUCCGACGAGGAUGAACGGCAUCAAUGUAACGAUAGGAAAUGCGACGAGGAAGUGGAAUUCACCUGUACGGCUAACAAGGUGUGGAACAGGGCCCAAUGCAUCCCGAAGAAGUGGCUGUGCGACGGAGAUCCGGAUUGCGUGGACGGCGCCGACGAGAACGUCACCUUGCUCCACUGUCCUACGCCGACACCUUGCGCCGAGAACCAGUUCACCUGCGACAACGGCCGUUGCUUGAAUCAGAAUUGGCUCUGCGAUCACGACAACGACUGUGGCGACGGUAGCGACGAAGGGAAAUUCUGUAACUCGAGAUACAAAUCUUGCACGGCUCAGGAGUUCACUUGUCACAACUUCAAAUGCAUUAGGAAACAGUUCCGUUGCGAUGGCCAGGAUGACUGUGGCGAUCAUUCGGACGAGGAUGGAUGUCCCUCGAAGGUAAAGAACACGACUUGUCCAAACCCGGGAGAGUUCAUGUGCGCGAAUGGUAAUUGCAUCGACCAGCAGUUGGUCUGCAACAAGGAAGUCGAUUGCGCGGACGAGAGCGACGAGCCUGCUCAUUGCAACGUGGACGAAUGCGCUCGUGUCGAGAUGAAUCAGUGCGCGCAUAAAUGCGUCGACACUCCGACCAGUUACUACUGCGAAUGUAAUCCGGGUUAUAGGUUGUUGGCUGACGGUAAAGCUUGCGAAGACAUCGACGAAUGCACGGAGACGCCUCAAGUCUGCAGUCAACAGUGUCAAAACACACCGGGAAGUUUUUACUGCAAGUGCAAUCAUUAUUGGUACGAACGUGCCUCUGACGAGCAUACUUGCAAGAGAAGGGACAACAUCAAACCUUGGAUCAUAUUCACGAACAAGUACUACGUCAGGAACAUGUCCAUAGACGCUCACAACUAUAGCUUGAUGCACCAAGACCUGAUCAACGUUGUCGCUUUGGAUGCCGAUUACUCGGAACAGAUGCUCUAUUUCUGCGACGUUACGGCCAAAACCAUCUUCAGAGCACCCAUCGCAGGAGGCGAAAGGGAAGCGAUCAUCAGACACGACAGCCUCGGUUUGGAAGGAAUAGCGAUCGAUUGGGUGGGUCGGAAACUUUAUUGGCUCGACCGACAUGCCAAACAUUUAGACGUUGCCGAACUUAAUGGAACAAACAGAAAGACUCUGCUGACCGGUAUAGCCGAUCCCCGUGCCAUCGUUGUUCAUCCCGGUACCGGGUAUUUGUACUUCACAUCUUGGCACCUUCAGGCAUACAUAGGCAAGAUGGGUAUGGAUGGCAGUAAUUUUUCAAGGAUCCUCACCUGGGAAGACGACAUCGCCUGGCCAAACGCUCUAACCAUCGACUACUUUACCGACCGAAUAUUUUGGGCGGACGCUCAUCUCGAUUACAUAGCGUUCGCUGAUUUGGAAGGUCAUAAUAGGCGCAAGGUCCUGACCGGUGCCGCUGUGCCACACGUCUUCGCCAUUACCGUAUUCGACGACUUCAUUUUCUGGACGGAUUGGAACUUGAAGGCCAUCAGUAGAGCAGAAAAGUUCUCCGGAGCGAAUUUGCGAAUACUUCGAAACACUACUCACAGGCCGUACGACAUUCACGCGUAUCAUCCUCUGCGGCAGCUACCUUAUAAUAAUCCGUGCAUGAAAAACAACGGCGGAUGUUCUCAUCUUUGUCUGAUUUCGCCACCUGCCAGUUCUUAUUUGCUCGAAGGAUACGGACAACCCGGUGUCACGUCGUACAAGUGUAAAUGUCCGAAUCAGUUCGUACUAGAAAAGGACGGUAAAACAUGCAGAGCGAAUUGUACCGCUGGCCAACAUCGCUGUGGACCACCGGACGAAAAGUGCAUACCCUGGUACUGGCAAUGCGACGGCGAGAAGGACUGUAAGGAUGGUUCGGACGAGCCGACCAGUUGUCCGGCACGCGUUUGCAGACCGAGCGUUUUCCAAUGCACGAACGGUAACUGUAGACCCAGCGUGGCAGUCUGCGAUGGUGCCGACGACUGCGGCGACAAAAGCGACGAAGCUCUCUGCGCAUUGGAUUGCGGCGAAUUGGAAUUCAAGUGCAAAUCCAACGGACGUUGCAUCCACGAGUCUUGGAAAUGCGACGGGGACGCUGAUUGCAAGGAUGGCAGUGACGAGGAUCCUGCUAUUUGUCAUAAUCGACAGUGCGAUCCAAGCACAGAAUUCACUUGCAAAAAUGGCAGAUGCAUACAGAAGGUAUGGAUGUGCGACUCCGACAACGAUUGCGGCGAUGACAGCGACGAACCGGCAUACAUGUGUCGUCAAAGAAAUUGCACGACUGGUUGGCAACGUUGCCCGGGCCACGCCAAUUACCGUUGUAUUCCAAAAUGGUUGUUUUGCGAUGGAAAAGACGAUUGUCGAGACGGUUCCGACGAACUGCCCGAAAAUUGUCCGAAAUGUCACCCCGACAUGGACUUCAAAUGCGCGAAUAACAGAUGCGUACCGAAACAAUGGCUCUGUGAUUUCGCUGACGACUGUGGCGACGGCAGCGACGAAGCCGAAGCUAUGUGCAAAGAGCGUUACAGGGAAUGUUCGGAAUCGGAGUUUCGAUGCGACAACGGCAAAUGUAUUGCCUCUAGAUGGAGAUGCGACAGCGAGGACGACUGUGGCGAUAAUAGCGACGAAAAUGGAUGUCAGACAUUCGUGUGCAAGAAUUACACGUUCCAAUGCGCGAGUGGCCACUGCAUAGCGUCGUACUUGCGAUGCGACGGAACACGAGAUUGUCGAGACAUGAGCGACGAGAUAGGAUGCCCACCCAGAUAUCCGGGCGGAAGGUAUUGUCCACAAUCGAGAUUCCAGUGCGACAACAAUCUUUGCGUUUACCUCACGGACAUAUGCGACGGAAGCGACGAUUGCGGCGACGGUUCGGACGAGAAUGCCAACAUGUGUGCGAACUUCAAGUGCGAUACCACUAGAAGAUUCCAAUGCGCCAAUCAUAAAUGUAUCGCCAAGUAUCAGUUGUGCGACGGUAUCGAUAAUUGUGGCGACGGAUCUGACGAGAACAAUAUGACGAUGUGCUUCUCUCGAAUUCGUCCUUGCGAUCCUAUCACCGAGUACACCUGUGCGAACAAGAAAUGCGUCGACAGGUCGAAACUGUGCGAUUUUGCCGACGACUGCGGCGACUCUUCCGACGAGCUCGGUUGCCAUCACAACAAGCCCUGUUUGGAAAGCAAUAAAGGCGGUUGUUCGCACUACUGUCACAACAUCACCGACGGAGGCUAUAUUUGUGCCUGUUAUUCCGGUUACAUAAUCUCGCAAAGCAACAGGAAGCAUUGCGAGGACGUCGACGAAUGCGCGACGGGUCAGCAUCAGUGUUCUCAGAUCUGCACCAACAUGAACGGCACCUAUUCUUGUUCCUGCAGACAAGGUUUUCAACUAUCGGAUAAUCGCAGCGGCGUCUGCAAAGCUCUCGACACGGAAGCGAUGGUCUUGUUCGCGAACGGGCCCGGAAUAAGAGCGUACGACGUACGCGACAAGGAAGAGAUCGAAGUUAUAACGAACGAGAAGAGAGUGCAGGCUGUCGACUUUGAUCCCAAGGCAGAGUACGUGUUCUGGAUCGAUGGUCCCGAUAAUUCCAUCAGACGAUCGUACAUGGUGAACGCUAAGGGUGGCCAAGUGCAAAUCGGAUACGCGCAGGAUCUCAAUAUAAAGAGCGACUCGUUACCAACUGGUUUGGCGGUAGAUUGGAUCUCUGGCAAUCUGUAUUGGACGGAAGUGGAUACCUCGGGAGCAACACAGUCCGGUCGAGUGAUGGUCUCGAAAUCGGACGGUAGAUACCGACGAAGUUUGGUGACGGUCGGGUUAGAAUUGCCGACCGCGAUCGUGUUGGAUCCGGAACGAGGUCGCGCCAUCUGGGCAGACGCCGGAGGUCAACCUAAAAUCGAAAUCGCUUGGAUGGACGGCGACAGACGAAAACAACUGGUUUCCGACCGAAUCGAACAACCGAUCGCGCUCGCGAUCGAUUACUCGAUGAAUCAUGUCCUUUACUGGGCCGAUAGAAAGCUUAACACGAUCGAAUCUAUCGAACAGGAUGGCUCGAAUAGAAAGGUGAUCCUAAAAGGCGAGGGUUUGCACCAUCCGGUGUCUUUGGACGUUUUCGAGAGUAGUCUAUACUGGACAACCUGGCGAACCGGUGAAUUGAUGAGACAAGACAAAUUUGGCAGAGGCGUGCCGGAAGUUAUCAUUAAGAACAUACCCGGCCCAGGGGGAGUUAAGGUGUACCAUCAACAGAGAUACAAUACCACAUUGAGAAAUCCCUGCCACGAAGAUCAGUGCACGCACCUUUGUGUCCCGAUUCCCGGUGGAAGUAGGUGUCUAUGUUCGGACAGCAUCGGUCCGCUGCAACAGAGAGAGACCGUGAAUUCGAACGAGCGGCAUUGCGACGCUACCAACGAGAGGCCGUUACCGGCACCGAGAAUCUGCCCUUGCAGAAACGGUGGCCUCUGCCAGGAAGCCGAGGACAAUAAACUACAGUGUUCUUGCCCGGUUCCCUUCCACGGAGAGUUUUGCGAAGUGAUGAUAGGAGUUAGAUCAGGCAACGCUACCGCCGCGAUCGUCAUUCCCAUCGUUAUCUCCGUGUUGGUCCUUCUCGGGGCCGCUGCCGUUAUCAUGGUGCUGAAAAAGCGUCCGUUCGGUAAGCCUGGAGGUCUUGGCAGUUUAACCGGUGCUCAGAGCGUGUCCUUCAGGCAAGGAAGCAACGUCGAAUUCGGUGUGCCUGCUCACGAAAGAAUGGAACCCCUCGACGUCGAGUACAACCUCGGUGACGUGAGCAACAAGAACAGAGACUUUAGUAAUCCGAUGUACGACGCGGUAAAUACGGAAACGGGCGCCACCAAUGGCACCGGUGCGAGCAGCAUGUACGAGUUACCUGCUGAAAUGAAACCGUCUAGCAUCCAGCACAAAGAACCACCGCAGUUGCACCUGAAGAGGAGAGAACUCGAUCCCACGCCCGUCGACUCGGGCAAAGACACGCAGCAAUUGGUCGAGGAAGACAAGUCCGAGUGUUAGAUAGUUUAACUGUUUCGUGCGCAGUGACGUAGUUAGAAAUUCGAUCAGACGACGCGAACGAAGAAUAUAUAUGAAUCUUUAACGAGUUAUUUCUUUUUUUCUCUUUUUAUUUUACUUAAUAAUACGACGUACCGAUUCAUUCGGAAAUCCAUAUUUUACUUGAGAGUACUUGAUAAUCGACGUUCGAUUACCGAACACGGUAGAAUUUCCCUGAAAUCGAAACUCUGAAUAUCUAUGAAAGUCAUUUUCCUCGCGGAAAUCUACCGUCCUCGGUAAUAUCGUGUAUUCCCUUUUCUUUUUAACGCUGUCCAGUAUAUCCGCUUUCAUCGAACAGGAUAUUUUAUGAAAGACAAGACUGAACCGAAGAAGAAGAAAUUUAAUGUUCGAGCAGAAGAAUGAAAAAUUGUAGAUGUAUAGGGACGAAUGCGGAAUGAAGCGCGCGUCUAACUACGCCACUGCUAUGUAGGGAUGCUCUCGCAUUUGGGGCACUUUAAUCUCGUUGUAAUCGAUAUCGUCGAAAGAAAGAAGCGUUUGAUACGCGAAUGAAAACGGGGAGUAAGGAGAAUAGAAAGAAAGGAAAGGGGGACGUCUCGAGUUCCUUUUCGAGUUACACCGAGACACGAGUGCAACUAAUGUCGGGUUCGUGUCAUUUUAGGUGCGAUUUGUAAGUGUUGUAAAUAGGAUUAUCGCAGAAUAUUGUCCGUGUACCAUAAAGAAGCGAAACAUUCCAUAUUUUCUAAAGCAGCUCGAGGCGUAGGCGCGUCGGUAGAGACAUUAAAGGAUCGUAAGUUAAAGGAUCAGGCCUCGACGAGCGAGUCACCUCACAAAUUAAGCGUUUUGUCGCGUUAAAACCGAAGCGAACCUCUUUAGGCGAGAGAAAAGAAACACUUCUUUUCUGCUAAACCUUUUGCUCGGCCACGUGAGCGUUGUUAUGCGUUGUACAUUUUUCUAGAUUAUACGUGGAGAACGCCAGUGUACAGUUUUAUUCUUCCGCAGCAGCUGUGAUCGUUAAAAUUUACAAAUUGGGUCAGAGUAUGCGAGCCAAAUGAGCAAAGCGUAUUUCUUUUAUUUUUCUUUUUUUUCCCCCUCUUUAUAUGCUCGACACGAGUGAGAGAAAUUCGUUUUCUUAAGAUCUGUUCGGUACAGUAGAAUCUCGAUUAUAACGAUUAAGCGAACUAUUUUCUAAGAAUCAUGCUAGGACGUUUAAAUAAGUUUGAUUGUAAUUUUCGACUCUGCAGUUUGUUGUUGUAUGUUGCGUAUGAAAUUAUACAGAUUGUUAACUUUA